UGGGGGUCAGUCCACGAGCAUACGCCCUCACAUCUUAGUCACCUACUAACUACGUACAUAGCACAGCCCGUACACUGUAUAGGUAGGCCAUGCUGAAAACCUCCUUCUAUCCACUAUCCACUAUCCACAUGUCUUGCUGCAUUAGAAGUUGCACCUCCCGACCAGAACAACUGGCUGUGAAACCUCUCUCCGCCUCCCUCCAGUCGGUCCGAUUAGGGAACCUUCCUGAUCCCUCAGGCUCAGCCCCAGGCAGCCAGGCAACAGCUCCCUCCCCUUUUUCCGGCCCAACACUUACUCCGGAAAGUCUCCGCCCGCCGCCGCCUGCGCGGGUUGUAUGAUUAAUGCUUUGUCGUCGUAUCGGAGGUCCUGACCAUGAGAUCUAUA
Messenger RNA from Aspergillus fijiensis CBS 313.89, 384 nucleotides. RefSeq lists its product as uncharacterized. The transcript has a single exon. The coding region runs from base 129 to 338 and encodes 69 amino acids. The record is from RefSeq and is a predicted model, not a curated record. Lineage: Eukaryota; Fungi; Ascomycota; Eurotiomycetes; Eurotiales; Aspergillaceae.